AUGGCGCCCUCUACGACGAGGUCCGGCAUUGCGACAGACGAGGCCAGCGGAGAGCGUCACAUCCCCGAGUCAAUCCGAGCCGACGGCAGCAAGCGCAAGGCCAUCAAGAUCCGUCCCGGCUACCAGCCUCCCGAAGAUGUCGAAGUCUACAAGAACCGAACCGCCGAAGCCUUUCGAGAGCGCGGCAAGCGGAUAGGCAUACCUGGCGCUGCGGCGCAAGAUGAAAAGCCGGACCAGGGCUCUGCCGCAAGCAACAAGAACGCGAAGCGACGAGAGGCUCGGAAAAAGGCCAAGGCCUCGGGUGGCGACGGCGAAGGCGAGACCAAGGCUGAUGCCACUGCCGCUGCAACGUCCACGGACCAACAGCCCAAGGCGGAAGAGGUUGACCCAGAGGUCGAGCGCGAGAAGAAAGCCAGAAGCCUUAAGAAGAAGCUCAAACAGGCCAAAGAACUCAAGAUGAAGAAGGAUGGUGGUGAGGGCCUGCUGCCCGAACAGAUCGCAAAGGUCAUCAAGAUCAACGAGCUCAUUCGCGAAUUGGACGCCCUUGGAUUUGAUGCCGACGGCGAACCGAAGGAUGCUACGAAAGACGGCGCAGUGGAGAGUGGCGAGACCAAGAAAUGA
Trichoderma citrinoviride is the source of this 621-nucleotide messenger RNA. RefSeq lists its product as hypothetical. Lineage: Eukaryota; Fungi; Ascomycota; Sordariomycetes; Hypocreales; Hypocreaceae. The record is from RefSeq and is a predicted model, not a curated record. Gene Ontology annotation, biological process: exon-exon junction complex disassembly. Gene Ontology annotation, molecular function: RNA binding. The transcript has a single exon. Gene Ontology annotation, cellular component: exon-exon junction complex; cytoplasm. The coding region runs from base 1 to 621 and encodes 206 amino acids.